AUGAGCGCAUUGCAGAGAUCGUCCUACUCAUUCCGGCGGCAGGGCUCCUCCGGCCGCAUUUGGGACAGCAGGAUUCAAUUCCCCGACGCCAAGUCGUCGACUCCGUCGCCCCGCGACAAAUCCGGGGAUUUCAGCUUCCAUCCCAUCUCGAGAUCUAAUCGUCAGCUCAUCGAUGCAUCUCCACAAUCACGACGAUCAAAUUCCACGGCGAUGGAGGUGAAUACGCCGCCGUCUGAUCCUAAACCUCGUCGUCGCGCCCUCGGCUCUGUUUUUGGCUGUUGUGCCUGUUCCAAGACCUCCUAA
Messenger RNA from Andrographis paniculata, 303 nucleotides. RefSeq names its product MAPK kinase substrate protein At1g80180-like. The record is from RefSeq and is a predicted model, not a curated record. Bases 1 to 303 code for a protein of 100 amino acids. The transcript has a single exon. Lineage: Eukaryota; Viridiplantae; Streptophyta; Magnoliopsida; Lamiales; Acanthaceae.